AUGAGAAUUAAAAUUAUUCAAUAAAGUAAAGAACUUUAAGAAAAUUAAUAAUUAUUGAUUUAGGAAUAUAAUUAAUUAUCUAUUGAAAAUUAAGAAUUAAAAUAAAUGUAUUAUAAACAGAAAUUAUCAUUCAAGAAAUCAGAAACUACAUAAAAUUAAUAAAUAAUUUUAAGGAUGAUAAGUAUUUUAGUAGUAAUCAAAAUAACAAGAUAAAUUUUGUGA
Messenger RNA from Paramecium pentaurelia, 222 nucleotides. Lineage: Eukaryota; Ciliophora; Oligohymenophorea; Peniculida; Parameciidae. The record is from the annotation of a GenBank genome assembly.